CAACUGAAUAUUCAGUGUCCACGUAGGAGUGUUCUAUAGCGUUACAAUCUUCUCGUAAAGAAUGGCAGAGGGAGAGGUGAAAAAGGAAGCUGAAACAAAGAAAGUUGAACAUACGUAUGCGCUUGUGAAAACCUGCGACAUGACAGAAGAAAUAAAAAACGAAGCAGUUGAUCUGAUUGUCACUGCCUGUGAAAAACAUGCACCAAACAAUUUCCUCGCAGCCAGAAUGAUUAAGGAAUCAAUGGACAAGAAAUUUCAACCAUCCUGGAACGCUGUGGUGGGUGAAGCAUAUGGAUUUGAAAUAGAUUAUUUGUGUUCAACUCUUUUAUUCAUGUUAUAUGGGGGUAAUCUGGGGAUAGUCACUUGGAAGUGUUCGUAAAUAAAAUAAUGGACCUACACUAA
Messenger RNA from Schistocerca gregaria, 402 nucleotides. RefSeq names its product dynein axonemal light chain 4-like. Gene Ontology annotation, cellular component: dynein complex. NCBI's taxonomy places the organism in Eukaryota, Metazoa, Arthropoda, Insecta, Orthoptera, Acrididae. Bases 62 to 379 code for a protein of 105 amino acids. Gene Ontology annotation, biological process: microtubule-based process. The record is from RefSeq and is a predicted model, not a curated record. Gene Ontology annotation, molecular function: dynein light intermediate chain binding; dynein intermediate chain binding. The transcript has 3 exons.